This is a messenger RNA of Rubroshorea leprosula, 1067 nucleotides long. The record is from the annotation of a GenBank genome assembly. Lineage: Eukaryota; Viridiplantae; Streptophyta; Magnoliopsida; Malvales; Dipterocarpaceae.
GCAACACUGGAGAUUUCAAAGAAAGUAUUUUUUGUGGGGUUUGUUUAGCAGAGAGAAGUUGUCCAAAUCAGCCCGAAAAGUAUUUCCUUGUUCAGGAUAGUUUCUUCUUCUCUUACUUUCAAACUCCAGAAUAUUAUGUGUGCAAUGGAAAGCAUAUAUAUAUGCCUCAUUAAAUGAUUAAAAAAAAUGUAAUUUCUUUGAUGUAAGUGUUAGCUCUAGGUAUUUACUGAUGUCUUUAUAUAUUCUAUUAGAUGCUAUUGGUUGGUCAAGCCGAUAUAUGGUUCCUUCUAAAGCCAGCAGGGAUUCCAAAACCUGUACGGUUGAACUCUUUUAGCCUUCAAGUUACAGAAGAAGCAUGGCACAAUUACCCAAUAUUGCUUGCAUUUUCUUCACCAACUCACUCUUAUACGCUAAUGCAAUGGUUGAUAACGGAAAAGGGAAGCUGCGAUGAGCGUUGCAAUCGUCGUCGUCGUCCACAAGCCGCCGUCCACAAGAGGAAGAAGGAGCUCGUCUUCCAUAAGAAGGAGAAGGAAGUCGUCCAUAGGAAGCUUUCCUUCCAAUAUGAUGAGAUUCCAAUUCCAGAUCCAAAGGCUAAACCAAUCUUCUCUGUAAAGAUCUUCCAGGAGUUGAAGAAUUCCAAUUUCCUUUUCAAGGAACCGAAUGCUAUUGUUCUCGACAAGGAGGAUUUUCCAGUUUCUUCUCAACCUACACGGAGGGAGAUGAUGAUGAGACAACAAAUUGCCAAUUAUCUUUAAGAAAUGUCAGCUAGGACUGGCAUGACAGUGGGUGAGAUGGAGAUGGACCAUUUAGCUCGUUGGGAAAACUUAAAUGUCAUGAAAUGGUUUUGCAAGUGUAUGGAAUGAACAUUUUUUCCGAGUUGUAUGUUUGAAACUCUUGAAAUUUAGAGCCUUUUUGAUAUUUUUCAGCUGAGUGAAUGCCUACUGUUUGUUGGGUUUGGCCCAUCCGUCCUAUGUGGAGAAAUGGCCCGAUAUUUGUGGACUAAGUCCACACAUGUUAAGCCCCAUGUAUUUGCUGCUCUUUAAGACGAAGAAAGAAGUCUAAUUUGG